AUGAGGACGUCUUGUUGCCAUUCAUUUGUGGCAUUCAUUCUCAAAUUCCUCAUUUUCUUCCAAACAUUCCUUGGAAUUUCGAUCAUUGUUUACUCUGGGUAUAUGUUGAAUCAGUGGGAGAAACACUUGCCGAUUCCGUCACCUCCACCUUCACCAUCACCAUCACCAUCACCAUCACCAUCAUCAUCACCAUCACCAACACCAUCACCAUCACCAUCAUCAUCACCACCUCCUUCAGAUUUAGCUCCAGCCCCAUCGCCGAAUUCGUCAGAAUCUGUUUUCUCCAUUUUCAACACGGGUAGGGUUUCUUAUCAAGUGAUUCAUCUGAAUCUUGGAGAUGGCACGAUUGACAGUUUCUAUGGCGGGAUAAAGCUCGAUUCCAAUCCCAUUCCUGCUCCCUGGUUCAUAUACGCAUUCAUGGGAUUGGGUGUUGUACUUUGUUGUAUCUCUUGUAUUGGUCAUAUUGCAGCUGAAGCAAUCAAUGGGUGUUGCCUUUGUUGCUACACCAUACUGAAAGUUGUAUUGAUCCUGCUUGAGGUGGCUUUAGUGGCAUUCAUUGCACUUGAUCAUCGUUGGGAAAAGGAUCUACCACAGGACCCAACUGGAGAAAUUGAUAGCAUUCGGGGUUUCAUAGAAGAUAAUAUUGAUAUCUGUAAAUGGGUUGGCAUUGCUAUAAUUGUAAUUCAGGUGGUAAGUCUACUUCUUGCUGUAGUUUUGGGAAUGAUGGUGUCUUCAGAGAAGAAGAAGAAGGAUGAUGAUCUGGAGGAAGGUUCUGUUUCUGGUUCAAGAGGGAAAGCAUGGGAGCCCCUCUUAAACUCAAAUUCAAACCAAGCAUCAUCCUCAACCUCAACCUCAACUAGUGGUGGUGAUGCUAAAGCUUUUAAGUCUGACAUCUGGACCUCAAGGAUAAGAGAAAAGUAUGGAUUGAAUAGCAAUCAGAGUGCAGCACUUGACAGGAAAGUCUAAGCAGCAGCAACAUUUUAUCUCCAAGAUGUUGGGAGAAACCUCAAUCUCAUUAUUUAAUGAAAGCCGCAAUGCAAUUUCAACCUGUUUGCCUAUUUAAAGGAUUAUGGGUGAAUUUUGCUAAGGUACAAUUUUAUUUUAUUUUCUUUAUGAUUUUAUUUGUAUAGAUAGCCAUAGCCCCGUGUGAUCAUUUUAUAGUCUCUCAAUCCAUCACUCUAUUUCAGAAUCACAAUUAUCUUCAUUUCCUUCACAUCUUAUCUAUCUAACAACCGGUGUUGUACUUGUACCAUAAGCAUUUGUAGAUGUACAUUGUGUGGUAACAUCCUCUACAAUCUCUCUGUGUAUGUGUGUGUGUGUUGAAUUUCAUACAUAUCUUGUUACAGAUGCUUCGAGUUAAAAAUUGUGUCCAAAACUAUGGUGUUGAAUUUCAUAAAUCUUGUUUUAUAGUUAUACAUUGUAUAAUUCAGAAUACUUAUAAACAAUCAUGAUCAUCAUCGUUGAGUCACUG
Molecule: messenger RNA, 1471 nt
Organism: Lactuca saligna
Lineage: Eukaryota; Viridiplantae; Streptophyta; Magnoliopsida; Asterales; Asteraceae
Source: the annotation of a GenBank genome assembly